GGGGCCCGCGCGCUCGGAGGGCGGCAGCGGCGGGCCGUGUGGCCACCGCUACACUCCGAGUCCAGAGAAAUACAGCGCAUUGGCGCAUGGCCUCCCGGCGGAGUUCGCCCGCGGCGGCCUCUGUGGCCGCGCGCUCUCGGCAUGUGAGCCCAUGAGGCGCGUGAGCAGGAGCUCGUGGCUGGCACCAAGGUGCGGCACUGCGGCCGCUGCCACUUAAAUCGCCUGGCUCGCGCGCGGAAGACGGGAGGGAGAGGCCUCCUCUCAUAUCCACCGCAACUAGUCCACCGUAAAAGCAUGAGCUCCCGCGCGGCUCGGCCAUGGCGAGCCAGCGCAACCCGUGAACGCGGCGGCCGGCGCAAGCACAGGAUGGACUGCGCGCCCUUUGCGGCCAUCUGUGAGCGGCGGCGCAAGAUCCGCGUCUGGCGCAGAGAAGAAAGGCGCGGCGGCGCUCGGGACCCUGGCUCGCGUGCGCAGGGCCGCGAUGUCAUGGCAGCGCCUCCCAUCCGCUGCGGCCUGGCGACCCCGACGUCCAUGACAAUAUCACGCGCGGGAGCGGAGGUCCCAGAAGAUAAGCGGCGGCGUGAGGAGCAGAGCACGUCUGUUGAUGAUUAAUAUGAGGUCUUGUUGGAGCCUUAAGUCUUGCCGAAGAUACAAAGGUCCCACCAGACUAGUAGCAACGAGGUCCAAGCUAUAUAGCACAGCGUUUGGCUGCAGGCAGGGUGACCACAGCUGGUUGGUUGGUUACGAAGGAGCCCAUCGUGAGGGCAGGGCCCGGUACUCAUCACAAAAGAAACGCCAACUCCAAGAAACCAACGGGUCUGCGCUGUAGGCGAAUUCCCACUCCACGCCAUCAUGGCGCCGACGCUUCUGCUGGUAGCCCUUGUAGCGCUCGCGGUGGCAGCAGCAACGCCGAUGGUGAUGGAGGCAUCGGCGUUCACGGAGGGGUGCAACAAUAGGAGCACGCCGGGUGGUGGUGGAGGCACCGCGGUGGGGAACAAGCUGAACGUGCACUUGGUGCCGCACUCGCACGACGACGUCGGGUGGCUCAUGACCAUCGACCAGUACUACGUCGGAUCCAACAACUCCAUCCAGGGCGCGUGUGUGAUGAACACACUCGACUCCGUGGUGGACGCGCUCGCCAAGGAUCCUGCUCGCAAGUUCAUCGUCGUCGAGCAGUGGGCAGAUAUUCAAAAUCAGGAGGCUUAAUUUGAUGGAUACUUAUUUUGGAAGCACACCAUAUACCUACCUACCUUGGCCAUGGAUCCCUAUCAUGUACAGUAAAUAGUACUAGCUAGUGCCAAAGCAUGGACCAACAUGUCGACUAUGCUGUUACAAAAACAUCCAUGUCGUACUCACUCAAAGGUACACAGCCUGUCUCCCAAAUUGUGAGUACUAGCAGAUACAAGGAUACCCCACACAAGAUAACAUGGAUAAGCAUUGGAGGAUUCUGAGGAUACCAAGGACCACAAAGGAUAGGAAGAUGAGAGCACAAGCCACAGGGAAGCUUUCUUCCAAAGGUGGUGGGCACAGAAAAGCCUGACAGUCCAGGCCACAGUACACAAACUGGUCGAUUCGGGUCAGCUAGAGUUCAUAAAUGGUGGGUGGUGUAUGCAUGAUGAAGCUGUUGUGCAUUACAUUGACAUGAUUGAUCAGACCACACUUGGCCACCGGGUGAUCAAGAAACAAUUCAAAAAGAUUCCGAGAGCUGGCUGGCAAAUCGAUCCUUUCGGUCAUUCUGCAGUUCAAGCUUAUUUGCUUGGAGCAGAGCUUGGUUUCGAUUCCGUGCAUUUUGCAAGAAUCGAUUACCAAGAUAGGGCAACCCGGAAAGCAAAUAAGGGCCUAGAAGUUAUAUGGCGUGGCUCAAGACCUGUUGGUUCAUCAUCACAGAUCUUCACGAAUGUAUUUCCAGUCCAUUAUAGCGCACCAGUUGGCUUCAGCUUCGAAGUUUUGGCUGAAAAUGUCAUACCCGUUCAGGAUGACAUGUCGCUGUUUGACUACAAUGUCCAAGAACGUGUAGAUGAUUUUGUUGCUGCAGCCAUAGCACAGGCAAACGUUACACGUACAAACCACAUAAUGUGGACCAUGGGGGAUGAUUUUAACUACCAGUAUGCUGAAUCCUGGUUCCGAAAUAUGGACAAACUUAUCCAGUAUGUGAACAAGGAUGGCCGAGUGCAUGCAUUAUAUUCUACUCCGUCCAUCUACACAGAUGCUAAACAUGCAUCAAACGAAUCUUGGCCAGUAAAAUACGAUGAUUAUUUCCCCUACGCCGAUUCAACAAAUGCAUACUGGACUGGGUAUUUUACAAGCCGUCCAACUUUCAAGCGAUACAUUCGAGUGUACAGUGGAUACUAUCUGGCUGCGCGUCAAAUAGAAUUUUUGAUGGGUAGGAGCUCCUUGGGAUUGUUCACUUCCAGCUUGGAAGAUGCAAUGGGUAUUGCCCAGCAUCAUGAUGCAAUCUCAGGUACUGCAAAACAGCACACGACUGAUGACUACUCAAAACGGAUUGCUAUUGGAGCAUCAAAGGUCGAAAAAGGUGUAAACGCUGCUCUGACUUGUCUAACCAACUCUAACAAAACAUGUGUAUCCUCUGUACCAAAAUUUAGUCAGUGUCCACUUCUCAAUAUAAGCUACUGCCCUUCGACUGAGGAAGCAAUUUCAGCAACAAAGCAUUUAGUUGUAGUUGUUUACAAUCCUCUUGGUUGGAAACGUAGUGACUUCAUAAGGGUUCCUGUCAAUGAUGAAGACCUGGUGGUCAAAAGCUCUGAUGGAAAUACUGUUGUGUCACAAAUAGUUGUGGUUGAUAAUGUGACAAACAACUUAAGAAAGUUAUAUGUGAAGGCUUAUCUUGGAGUCACAGCAAACAAGGCCCCUAAGUAUUGGCUAACAUUUCAAGCUUCUGUACCACCAAUGGGAUGGAAUUCUUACUUUAUUUUGAAAUCAACUGGAUCUGGAUACAACAACACUGAACAUGUCCCCGUCGUGGUUCCUCCAAGUAACAACACAAUUGAAGCUGGACAAGGGCAUUUAAAGAUGUCAUUCUCUUCAGCAUCUGGACAACUAGAGAGAAUAUUCAAUUCUGCCUCAGGAGGAGACUUACCAAUUCAACAAAGCUUUCUUUGGUAUAGAUCAAGUAAAGGAGAUGCCUUGGACCCACAGGCAUCUGGAGCUUAUAUAUUUAGACCAGAUGGUAAUACACCAACUAUUGCCUCAUCAUCGGUGACUCUUAAAGUUAUCCGUGGACCUCUAUUUGAUGAAGUCCAUCAACAAUUCAGCUCGUGGAUUUAUCAGAUUACACGACUCUACAAGAACAAGGAGCAUGCUGAAGUUGAAUACACGAUUGGGCCAAUCCCUGUUGACGAUGACGUAGGAAAGGAGGUUAUCACACAGUUGACAGCAAAUAUGAGUACAAACAGUACAUUUUAUACAGAUUCCAAUGGAAGGGAUUUCCUCAAAAGGGUGAGAAACUACAGGGAGGAUUGGAACCUUCAAGUGACUCAACCAGUUGCAGGAAAUUACUACCCGGUUAAUCUCGGAGUGUACAUAGUAGAUGAGAAAUAUGAACUAUCUGUCCUUGUGGACCGUGCUGCCGGAGCAUCCAGCAUUCAGGAUGGUCAGCUAGAGAUUAUGCUACACAGGCGUUUGCUUAAAGAUGAUGGCAGAGGUGUCGCGGAGCCACUUGAUGAAGUGGUUUGUGUGGAUCAAGAUUGCCAAGGGCUAACGGCCAGGGGCACUUACUAUAUCAAUGUCGAGAAGCUAGGCCAUGGAGCUCAUUGGCGCCGUACAUAUGGCCAGCAAGUCUACUCUCCCUUUCUCCUUGCUUUUACUCAUGAGGAUGCGACAAGCUCAAAACCCUACAGUGUGGCCAAAGAUAGUAUGAUGGAUGGGAAUUACAGCCUUCCUGACAACGUUGCGAUUGUCACUUUGCAGAAUCUUGAUGAUGGUACCACACUACUCCGCUUGGCCCAUCUUUUCCAAGCUGGCGAGGACCCGAGAUAUUCAGAGGUAGCAGAGGUUGAUCUGAAAAAGGUCUUUGGAAAGAGAACUAUCAAGGAACUGACCGAGACUAACCUCUCCGCAAAUCAAAAGAAGUCAGAGAUGAAGCAGCUCAACUGGAGAGUUAUUGAGGACGCUGAAAGUGGUCCUGCCCCGGUAAAAGGUGGCCCAGUUGAUUGUCGUGCUCUGGUCGUUGCGCUGGGACCCAUGGAGAUACGCACCUUCUUGCUGAAAUUUUAAUCGCAUUUACCGUGCUUGUAAUUGUAAAGAAAAAACAAUGAUAAAUGGAGAACUUGCUAUCGUUAUUUCCUUUUGUAAAAAAAAGAUGAAAUACCCAAAUAGAACGUUAAAUUUGCGCAAGGUAUGUACAAUCUACAUCAUGUGUUUUCUAUUAUAUGGUUGCUCAUAUUAGAUC
This is a messenger RNA of Zea mays, 4408 nucleotides long. Its product is annotated as alpha-mannosidase. Gene Ontology annotation, molecular function: alpha-mannosidase activity; carbohydrate binding. Bases 1609 to 4233 code for a protein of 874 amino acids. The transcript is spliced from 32 exons. Lineage: Eukaryota; Viridiplantae; Streptophyta; Magnoliopsida; Poales; Poaceae. Gene Ontology annotation, biological process: mannose metabolic process. The record is from RefSeq and is a predicted model, not a curated record.